GUUGGGCACGUCUUGGACUGGUUGUAAAAACACGCAGCUCCCACUAGUGGCCCCCUGUCUGCUCACGUUGUGCGCCGGGCGGAGUUUGGCAUGAGUCUGUCGGGAUAAAGACAAAAGAUGGACUGGUGCCGCUAACCAAGGCCAACUUCCCACUAAGGAGUAGAGCGGAUCCUCACCACAGGCGAUUUACCUGCUGAGUCCAGCUGUUUUUUGUUUACAUCCUCCCAAUGGGACUCUUGCUAUAACCACGAGGACACUUGGAUAUUACAUCCAGUCAGAAAUACAGAUGGACCUUUUUGUUUUUUGAUGUUGCCCAAGAUGAAAAUGUUAAGAUGAUCGUCCAGAGCUCCAUCCUAUAGUUGUCUUUAUGAAGACCAUAUGUUGACGCCAGAUAAGGGGCCAGUUGAGGCCAAGGCGUAGAGAUUGAGACUUGUACUCGACCCAUCUGACUCGGGCCGAUCCAGAAGACCUCGCCGCUCAGCUUUCUUGAAAAUGGAGCUGUAUUUUAACCCCUUUGACAGUUUGGUGUGUAUCCUCCUGGGUAUCUCCCUCACUGUGUGGUUCACACUGCUGCUCGUCUUCAUCAUCGUGCCCGCCAUCUUCGGGGUGUCCUUUGGCAUCAGACGCCUCUACAUGAAGUCAUUGUUGAAAGUCUUUGAGUGGGCUACACUGAGGAUGGAGAGAGGAGCCAAAGAAAACAAUCAUCCCUUGUAUAAACCCUACUCAAAUGCCAUCAUUGCAAAGCACCCCACUUCCUUGGAAGAAGAAAUGAAGGAGAUUCGACGCAGCGGCAGCAACAAAGACCUGGACUCGGCGCCCGAGUUCGAGAUGUCGGACAUCUUCUAUUUUGCUCGAAGAGGAGUGGAGAGCAUCAUGGACGACGAGGUGACCAAGCGGUUCUCGGCGGAGGAGUUGGAGUCUUGGAAUCUGCUGACACGCAGCAACUACAACUUUCACUACAUCAGCCUGAGGCUGACUGUGCUGUGGGGACUAGGCCUGCUGAUCCGCUACGGAAUCCUUUUACCUCUCAGGGUAACCCUUGCCUUCACUGGUGUUGGCCUCCUGGUAUUCCUCACUUCUCUUAUCGGCUUCCUGCCCAAUGGAAGGAUAAAAAGCGUCCUGAGUGAAAAGGCCCACCUUAUGUGCAACAGAAUAUGUGUCAGAGCUCUUACUGCCAUCAUAACAUUCCACGACAGUGAGAAUAAACCCAAAAAUGGAGGAAUCUGCGUCGCCAACCACACGUCACCCAUCGAUGUCAUAAUUCUGGCCAGUGAUGGCUGCUAUGCAAUGGUGGGCCAAAUUCAUGGCGGCUUGAUGGGACUUAUCCAGCGAUCUAUGGUGAAGGCCUGCCCACACAUUUGGUUUGAACGCUCAGAGGUCAAAGACAGACAUCUAGUGGCCAACAGGCUGAGUGACCAUGCACAAGAUAAAUCUAAACUUCCCAUUCUCAUAUUCCCAGAAGGUACAUGCAUUAAUAACACAUCAGUUAUGAUGUUUAAAAAAGGAAGUUUUGAAAUUGGCGGCACAGUGUACCCAGUCGCUAUCAAGUAUGAUCCCAGAUUUGGAGACGCCUUCUGGAAUAGCAGCAAGUUUGGAAUGGUCAACUACCUGUUACGUAUGAUGAGCAGCUGGGCCAUUGUCUGCAGUGUAUGGUACCUCCCUCCUAUGUCUAGAAAGGAAGGGGAAGACGCUGUACAGUUUGCCAAUCGGGUAAAAGCAGCCAUCGCCAGACAAGGAGGACUAGUGGACCUUUUGUGGGACGGAGGGCUAAAGCGAGAAAAGGUCAAAGAUACUUUUAAAGAAGAGCAGCAGAAGCUUUAUAGUAAAAUGCUGGUGGGUACCCAAGAGGAUCGCAGUCGCUCCUGAAAGACUUGCUAGGAGGUGGAUCGGCUCAAAACCCUCAGCGCUGACUGCAAAUGAUGUCAGCUGCGCUCCCGCUUGAGAAUGGGGUUCCUCGACUUUUCUCUGCCUCACACAAACGUCUCCUGUUGGCAGCAUUGUAGCAGGUCCGUUGGAGAUACAUGAAACAAGCCUCGCCUGCAUUAGAAUGCAAAAGUAGAAGUGCUCUGAGCUAGAGUCAUGUCUUCCUUGUGGUUGAGGAAAAACUUGAUAUAUCUGUCAUUAACUUUCAGUUUUUUCACAGUUUAUUUUAACAUGUUUUUUUUUCUGUUAGGUUGUAAUUUAACCCUGGUUUUACCUGGGUAUAUAACAGAGUUAUAGAUUUUUUUUAAGACACUGUUUUGAGAUUUCUGCAUGACUGGCUUGUGUCUGACACGAUGCCAGACUUUGUUACAUUUAAGACUAUUUUUAUGAGCUUUUUCCAAGAGAAAGAAUCUUGUAUUCUAAAGCUUUGUGUUUUACAUGAAGACUUGUAUCAACCUGUUGUUAUAACAGCAGUAGCUGAUGUUACUGAACUCUUGUUGCCGGUUCUUUUUCCAUGGAAUGUGUAAAUGCUCGCAUUGUGAAGUGGAAAUAUGGCACCGUUUUCCAUCCAAAGUCGGCAAGUGAAAGAACAUACUUGUGAUGCUUACAAUCAACGCCCAUGGCGAACAGGUAAUCAUGCAGGUUUAAACCAUUACAACACCCCUGGAAUGGGAAGAGGCUAAUAAUGAUUACCCCUCUAACAGAGACCUUUGGCUACCAAUUUGUUGCAGCAGCAACACGCCUGUUUAAUUUAUUUGAACCGAAAUCCAGAGGCUAUUGUUUUAAUUUCCCUUCCUUUGGUGAUCUUUGUCCUAUUUGGCAGACUCUUAAAGAAGAGAAAGGGUAGCUGUAGUCUGGUCUCUGUCUGGCUGGAGUCAACCAACAAGAACUCCGGAUUUAGAUUGCACCCAACAUGUUUAUCAGAAAUAAACCUUUGAGAAUGUCAACUA
Syngnathus typhle (broad-nosed pipefish) is the source of this 2873-nucleotide messenger RNA. It is a transcript of the gene gpat4, whose product is annotated as glycerol-3-phosphate acyltransferase 4. The coding region runs from base 493 to 1866 and encodes 457 amino acids. Gene Ontology annotation, biological process: triglyceride biosynthetic process. Gene Ontology annotation, molecular function: glycerol-3-phosphate O-acyltransferase activity. NCBI's taxonomy places the organism in Eukaryota, Metazoa, Chordata, Actinopteri, Syngnathiformes, Syngnathidae. The record is from RefSeq and is a predicted model, not a curated record. The transcript is spliced from 13 exons. Gene Ontology annotation, cellular component: endoplasmic reticulum.